This is a messenger RNA of Ahaetulla prasina, 1980 nucleotides long. RefSeq names its product reticulon-2-like. NCBI's taxonomy places the organism in Eukaryota, Metazoa, Chordata, Lepidosauria, Squamata, Colubridae. The record is from RefSeq and is a predicted model, not a curated record. The transcript has 10 exons. Bases 16 to 1896 code for a protein of 626 amino acids.
UCCAUUCUGCCAGUCAUGCGGGGCUUCCAGGGGCCUCUGGCUGGGGGAGGGGGAGGGAUUGCAGGCGGGCAGCCCUCGCUUCCCCCGCGCCUCUGCGGGAAGGGGCUACCCAACUUGGCGCUUCCGGAGGAAGGGGCGUGCAGAGCCCACACUCCACUCCGGAAAGCGGGCGGGAUCUUUUCCGGGGGUGGGCGCCCCUCUCCGCCCGGCGAAGCCCCUUCCCCACGCGGGGAAAUCGGCCCAUUUCCGGGACGAAGGGGGUCCCCCCGGCAGCCCUUCGCCAACUUCAGCCGCCGAAGCCACGUCGGAGCUGCCCGCCAGGCGAGAGAGGCCAACGUUCCUCUGCCCCGCCGACCGCCGCCGCCCCCCGCCCCCCGCCCCAGCCAGGCACGGCCGGACGGCCCCGCCGCAGCCCAGAACUUGCGGUUUCUUCGGGGCGGAGACGAGCCGGGAGCGGCGCCGCCGCCUCGUCCGCCCGCCCGCCCCCGUCUCCCUGCCGGGCAGCGCGGGUGGCGGGCCGGGCCGGGCCGGGCCGGGUCGGGCGCGGGCCCAGACAACAAAGGCGGCCGCCCGGCAGAAGAGUCUCCUUCAACUGCCUCUACCACACCUGAUUCUACAGAUGGAGCCAAUGAGGAGUCUGACUUCCCUGAACUGCAGACAGCUCUGGAGUUUUCGGAGGAGGAGGAAGAGGAGGAGGGCUCUGUGGAAUGGGGGACCCCCCGAGAGCUGACUUUUUCCUACAUCACCAUUGCCACGCCCUCUGGCAGCAGCCCCAGUGCAGCAGAGCAUCGGGGCAGACGUGACUCCCAGACCCGCCGGACGAGGGCUUCGCUGCCCCGCACGGAGACUUGUGAAACUUUUGUGCCCACCCUGGGGGACAGUUUGGAGAACAUUCCCAGCCUCUGCCCAUCUCCAGAGGCAGAGGGGGCCCUCCUCUCAGGCACUGGCCAAGGACUGGAUGACUUUCCAUUGGACUGGGCUUCCCGGGUGGGCUGUGGCAGUGACCUGGAUGCGGCUGAAGGGGAGGAACAGGUGUCUUCCUGUCCCAUGCCCCCAUCUCCAGCAGUGGAGAUGGAAGGAGGUAGCAGCACAGCUUGCUCAGGAACAGAUGACCCCAGGGAGACCCUCUCCCUGCCUGCUGCCUUAGUCUCCCACUCCGAAGCAGGCGCCUCCUGCGGUGCUGACACCCCCCAAGACCGAGCACUGACCUCAGCAGAGUUCUGCCAACCACCCCCACCUGAGGAAGAAGAAGAGGGGCCCGGCCAGGAACCCCAUCCUGAGCAGUUCCACGUUGAACCAGACCAGUCCGAGAACGUCCUGAACAUCCUAGUGGCCGACUUGGUGUACUGGCGGGACACCCGCAAAUCGGCCUUGGCGUUCACGGCGCUGAUGGUGGCCCUGCUGUGCCUGAUGCAUUUCAGCAUCAUCAGCGUGGCCUCCUACCUCUCCCUGGCCGCCCUCGGCAUCACCAUCUCGCUCAGGGGAUACAGCAAGGUGCUGCAGCUGGUCCGCCGAGGAGACGGGCACCAUCCCUUCCAGGCCCAGCUGGAUGCAGACUUCGGGCUGUCCAAAGAACAGCUGGAGCGGUUGACUGAACGGGUAGUGCAUCAUGUCACCUGGGGCACAAAGACUCUGCAGCGCCUUUUCUUGGUAGAUGACAUGGUGGAGUCCCUCAAGUUUGCUUUUUUGUUCUACGUCCUCACCUACGUGGGAGCUGUUUUCAAUGGUCUGACGUUGCUUAUACUCGGUGUGAUAAGUGCAUUUACCUUCCCUCUGCUCUACAGGCAGCAUCAAGCACAGAUCGACCAGUAUGUAGGGCUGGUGAGGAACCAGUUAAGUAACCUCAGAGCAAAGAUGCUGGCCAAAUUGCCAACAGCAAAAGCGAAGGCAGAAUGAAGGGUCUUGGUGGUGGUUCUCUUCCCUGUGCACAUAGAUGCAAACAACAAUGCACACCCUGCUUCUUCUUCUUCUUCCUCCUCC